Arabis nemorensis is the source of this 1269-nucleotide messenger RNA. The record is from the annotation of a GenBank genome assembly. Lineage: Eukaryota; Viridiplantae; Streptophyta; Magnoliopsida; Brassicales; Brassicaceae.
AUGCCACCAAGAAAAGAAAGGCCACCACAGUUCACACCACUGGGUGCAAUCAAGCGGCCGGAUGCUUACCAGUCGUCGAAAGAGAGAAAGAUGCCAACUCAUGAGCAGAGGCAGAAGACGGUUCGAGUGGUGUGGGACUUAAACACCACUCCUCUACACGACGCCCACAACAACUACACGUACGAUGCUAAGAAUCUGCGCGAUUCAAUCAACCAAGGUCUUCGUCAAAUCAGUCCAAACCUCGAGGUUGAACCCAAAAUGUUUGCUGUUUGCUUCCGGAGAUCGGAAGCAUUUUCUCGGUUUUUUCAUUGCCAAAAGAAACUCUGUAAGAUGGCGGGUCAUAGUGCAAAACAGAAUCCUGAGGUUUUCACUGGAGUACAAGAGCAGGUUCUGGGAGAUGUGAUCGAACGCGAAUCUCCAGGAAUAAUUCUCCUCAUUUCUGCUGAUUCCGACUUCAUCCCGGCACUGAAAUUCUUGAGGGAACAUGGGUUUGUGGUCCUGUUAGCACAAGCCGAGGAUUCCGGAGAUGACUUUCGCAACGAGGCUCAUUACACGGAUGUCGGUUUGUUUUGUUUUGUUAUCAGUUUAAGGAUGUUUAGCAAGGCUAGUGAGCUGACUCGUUUGGCUUUGAAGCAGAAUUCGGGUUUGGUAACUGUUGAUGCUUUAACUAAGUUGUCAUUGUCUUUAGAUAGAGCUCAGGGAUCUUUCUUAACUUUAGAUGUAUUGAGGCUUGUUGUGAUGCAUAUGGUGAAAACUGAGGUCGGGACUUGUCUAGCUUCGAAUUAUCUGUUUCAGGUCUGUGAUCGUUUUGUGUCCAACAGAAAUAGCCCCAGGAAUGUUGUGAAGCCUGAUACGGUCUUGUUUAAUCUUCUACUUGGUUCUUGUGUGAGAUUUGGUUACUCUCUCAAAGGACAAGAACUUAUCGAGCUAAUGGCGAAAGUAGAGGUCAUUGCGGAUGCAUACAGGUUUGUGAUCAUGUCUUGCGUUUACGAAAUUAACGGUAUGCAGGAUGAGUUGAAGAAGUUCAAGGAGCAUACUGGUCAGGAGGAGCAAUUUACCGAGCAUGAGCCUAUGAUUCCAGGGAACUGUUCAGCUCCUAUGCUUGAGAUGGAGAAAUCAAAUAUGUUUGUGGAGGAACGGAACGGGGAACCAGAAGGUACUCUCAAUGAUACUACUUCCAUUGGUGUUCCUCCUUCAGCUGUUGAAGAAUCUAGCGAGCACAAAGUUGCUGCUGCUGCACUUGAAUUAGCUUCUGCGACUUCAGGUUAG